Messenger RNA from Lutzomyia longipalpis, 1165 nucleotides. Its product is annotated as antigen 5 like allergen Cul n 1-like. NCBI's taxonomy places the organism in Eukaryota, Metazoa, Arthropoda, Insecta, Diptera, Psychodidae. The transcript has 5 exons. Bases 181 to 996 code for a protein of 271 amino acids. The record is from RefSeq and is a predicted model, not a curated record.
AAGAAGUGUGCGGAGAAGCAUUGAGAAAUUCUCUAUUUGUUGAUUUGCUCAAUUGCAAGGAUACCCGUGUGUGUGCUCUUUGCAUUUUCUCCAGCUGCAUUUUGCUUUGCUCUGCUUGUAUAAAAAGCCAAAGUGUCGCAGCGGAGCUUUCAGUUGUGGAGCUUUUGGUCAUUUUACGUGAUGUUGCAAAUUAAACAUCUUCUGAUUUUUGUGGGAGUGCUCGUGGUUGUUAAUGCACAGAGCAACUACUGCAAACAGGAAUCGUGCUCAUCGGGAGGUGUUGAGAGACCCCAUAUUGGGUGCAAAAACUCUGGAGAUUUUUCAGAAACUUGCUCCGGAGAUGCAGAAAUUGUUAAGAUGGACAAGAAGAAGCAGAACCUCCUUGUGAAAAUGCACAAUCGCCUGAGAGAUAGGUUUGCUCGUGGUGCAGUGCCUGGCUUUGCACCAGCUGCGAAAAUGCCAAUGCUUAAAUGGAACGAUGAACUGGCCAAAUUGGCAGAGUACAACGUGAGAACGUGCAAAUUUGCCCACGAUAAAUGCCGCGCAAUUGAUGUCUGCCCCUAUGCUGGACAGAAUCUAGCUCAAAUGAUGUCCUAUCCUACCCAUCGGGAUCUAAAUUACGUGCUUAAGAAUCUCACAAGGGAAUGGUUCUGGGAGUACAGAUGGGCUAAGCAAUCUCAGCUUGAUAAUUACGUGGGUGGUCCUGGAAAAGACAACAAACAAAUUGGACAUUUCACAGCUUUUGUGCAUGAGAAAACAGACAAAGUUGGAUGCGCCAUAGCUCGAUUUACGAAUGAGCACAAUUUUAAGGAAACCCUCCUAGCUUGCAACUACUGCUACACGAAUAUGAUGAAGGAGAGGAUCUACACGCAGGGAAAACCUUGUUCACAGUGUCAGAGCAAAAAGUGUGGACCAGUCUACAAGAACCUGUGUGAUCCUUCGGAGAAGGUUGACCCAACUCCUGAUGUCCUUAAACAAUGGAAGCAUGGAAAAUGAUUAUCAAGCUCACUUCGAAUGUUUCCAAUCCAAAAAAAAAUUAAUCGGUGUUUUAGAAAAAUGUCAAAGCUAUCGUUUUCCCUUCUCUCUCGAUGAAUUGGCAAAAAAGGUAACGAAGGAGAAAAAGAUGUGGAUAAAUAAAGAGAUAAAGAGAAGAAUUGAGAUAAAA